AAUUUAUUUUAAUAUUUCUAGAUAUCCCACCCCCGACUAUAAUGGGGUCGGAGCACAAUGUUUUGAGAUGGAAUGAAUUCCACACUGAGAUAGCUGCAAACCUUCAGACUCUACGAGACGAUGAUGAGUUUUUGGAUUGCACUGUUGCUUGUGACGAAAACUCGCAAAUUCAGGCACACAAGCUUAUCCUGUCUGCCUGUUCACCUUACUUCAGAGCUAUGCUGAGAAAGGUUUCCACUCCCCACCCUGUCCUCAUCAUGCCUGCCAACAUCAGGUUCCAGGAGGUCAGAUCCCUCAUCGACUUCAUGUACCACGGCGAGGUCGCUAUCCCCACCGAGGACGUAAACCAGUUCCUAGCUGUAGCAGAGCAGUUCAAGGUUCGAGGUCUGUAUCAAGAACGGAGUAAACCCCCUCCUGGAGCUCCACAGUUUCGCAAGACGGGUCCGGGUUUACAACCAAAAUCCGGUGUCCCUUCUCGUCCAAUGCCGCCGAAUGUUCCGCCGGAUAUCCGGCAACGUUUACCCCCGGGGAUUAGUAUGAUGAAGAGCGGUGCAUCACCGCUUAAACGGCCCCGUCUUGACCUACCCCAGCAUCCAGCCCAGGACGAGAGUGCAGAUGAUAUAACAGAAAUACCUGGAGACGAGGAUGAGAGUAAUGAUUAUUAUCCUGGAUACGGGGAGGAGUAUGAGGAGCAAGGUUGGGACGGAGAACCCCCUCCUCCCAACCCUAUUCCUGCUCCACCCAGCACCUCCCGUGGUCCCCAGCUCAUGGGUUUACUCUGCCCUAACUGCAGAAUAAUGUGUCACGGUGUUCCAGCUCUCAAGGAGCAUAUGCUGGUUUGUACCGGAGCAGGACCUUCCCAACCCACUCAACCAUCCCAGCAGCAGGGACACUUCCCAGGCUCACAUGAUGACACAGCCUGUCUCUGCCAUGUCUGUGAUAAACCAUUUAAAUCCCAGCGAACCCUGGACAAUCACCUCAAGAAACAGCACGGGCUCUCUCUACCACCUAAACCUCCUGGAUUCCGGGGGCAGGCGGGCAGGGGGAAGAAGAUGGAGGGGAGAAUGGAGGGACGGAUGGAAAACCGACUAGAAGGACGAAUGGAGGGAAGGAUAAUGGAGGGUGAGGAAGGUUGGGUUGGAUCAGGGUUUCCUCAGGAGCCUCCAAUCAUUCAUACUAAGGAGCCUGCUAGACCGGUGGGACAGGUUGCUCCAGCUCAGAGAUCCACUACGCCAAAGUCAGAGCAUGGGGAAAUAUUGCGUCCUCCAUCCGAGGAUGGUCGACGAGGUCUGGUGAGUCCACGUGGAGGGCGCGGCCGUGGCGCCCCGAUGAGCCGGGGAGGAUUCGCACGUCCAGGCAUGCCACCCAUGCAGGCCCAAGCACAAGGAAUGCAGGGUGUCCAAAGCAUGCCGGUUGGUCCCAAUAUGCCGAGUGGUCCGAGUAUGUCUGCAGGUCCCGGGAUGGGAGGGUCAGGACUUAAAUCUCAUCCUGGACCCAGUCAUUCCCUUGACCCUGGAGUACCUAGACCAGACCUACAGAAGCUUGGACUCAAGUUUGGAGGACAGAUAAGCAUCACCUCCACUGGAAACCAGGGUAAGAAGAUGAUGGGAGGACCCGGAGAUGGAACAGGAGUAUCUAUCACAAAACUCAAAGGAGAAAUGUCCAUGUCAUCUCCGUUAAAUAUUCGGGAUCCGGGUCAGAAGCUGGGUCCUGAGCAGGUUCAAAUUAAACCCGAAGAUCCGGGUCAGAUCAAAACAGAACCCGGAGUUAAAGAGGAACCCAAGGAGUUUGAACCAGAUAUGGAGGAUGGGAUGGAGCGAGGGGAGGAAGGAGAGUUUGAGGAGUAUGCAGAGGAGGAGGAGUAUGAGAAUGAAGAAGUGUAUCACGGGGACGGGGAGUACGAGGGUAUGGAGGGAGAUGAGGAGGAGGGAGAGGAGAUCAUGCAUGAUUUUGACGGGGACGGAUAUCCAGAGCUUGGUGGAGAUUAUGAUCAAGAAGGAUAAAGUUUCAUCCGUCCUUCUUUAGUCUAUACAGCAGAGCUAAAUAUAAACUCAUUCAUAAUUAUCAUAACUU
Eurytemora carolleeae is the source of this 2073-nucleotide messenger RNA. Its product is annotated as collagen alpha-2(IV) chain. Lineage: Eukaryota; Metazoa; Arthropoda; Copepoda; Calanoida; Temoridae. Gene Ontology annotation, biological process: regulation of transcription by RNA polymerase II. The transcript is spliced from 4 exons. The coding region runs from base 42 to 2003 and encodes 653 amino acids. Gene Ontology annotation, molecular function: protein binding. Gene Ontology annotation, cellular component: nucleus. The record is from RefSeq and is a predicted model, not a curated record.